Messenger RNA from Periophthalmus magnuspinnatus, 1818 nucleotides. It is a transcript of the gene pycard, whose product is annotated as PYD and CARD domain containing. NCBI's taxonomy places the organism in Eukaryota, Metazoa, Chordata, Actinopteri, Gobiiformes, Gobiidae. Bases 173 to 808 code for a protein of 211 amino acids. Gene Ontology annotation, biological process: regulation of apoptotic process; innate immune response; inflammatory response. The transcript is spliced from 4 exons. The record is from RefSeq and is a predicted model, not a curated record.
UGUGAUGUCACUGCGCGCUGUGGUUUGUCGCUCCCCGUGUGUCGAGCCCAUCAGGCUCAUAUAGUGUAGUGACACCGGCCCUCCUCGUGCACUUCCCCCUUUAUAAAGCCAGAAGAAUACCCCGGAAGAACAAUAGACUUUAUUAAAACUCUGCGCGCGCUCGUCCUGAGACAUGGCGGGUAAAACUGUACGGAUCAUCAUCGCAGACUCACUGGAGGACCUGAGCCCGGAGAACCUCGACAAAUUCCGGGUGAGACUGCGGGAGAGGAAGGACGAUGGAGCGCGCAUCAGACGAGCCCAGGUGGACGGCAAGAGCCCCCUGGAGCUCGCAGACCUCCUGGUGGAAAGGUUCACUCGGGACAGGGCUGUGUCCGUGGCGGUGGAGCUGCUCCGGGCCAUGGGCUGUUCCGAGGUAGCGAAGGAGCUGGAGGAAGAGGCGAAAGACGUGUUACAACCUGCCUCAACUGGACAAGACUCUGGAGCAUCUCCUGGCCCUGGAGCGUCUGCUGCACCAGACACACACAGAGCUGCAGCUGAAGAUGAACACUUUGUGGACAGACAUCGCAAACAGCUGACUGACCGAGUGAGCAACAUAAACCCUGUUCUGGACGAGCUUCUGGUCAGUGGUGUCUUGAGCUCGGAGCAGUACUCCACGGUCCGAGCGAUCAGGCCCACACAGGAACAGAUGAGGUUUCUGUAUGAGGGACCUCUGAAGUCUGGAGGAAAGCGCAGCAAAGACCAGCUCCUGUCUGCACUGGAGGAUCAGGAGAAGUAUCUGAUCGAAGACCUGAGGGAGGGACAGAGCUAGACCUGCUCCCAUCUACUCCUGUCUGCUCCCGCCUGCGCUGGAGCAGCCAAGAGAGAGUCCUCAGCACAGGGCUGAGUUCACAAGUAAGAUAACAGUUAAAGAUGCAUGGACUAUCUUUUCUGGUGAAGUUACGCCACCUGCUGGUCUCCAUGAUGUAUUGUUUACUUUUAGAGGUGGUUAAGUAUCCAAAAUUUGUAGAUAUGUUACUUCAAAAUAAUAUUACUCAAGUAGAAGUACAAAGUAGUGGUUAAAGAAGAAGAAGUACUACUUGAGUAAGAGUAACUGAUGUAAUUUUAAGGAUAAAAUAUGAAAUAAAUUGCAAAAUGUGGUAUUUUCAAACAGACACAAUAACGUACAAACUAAAUCUAAUUUCAUAUUGUCAACAUAAAGCUUUUGUCACUUCAGACUUACUCACAGUGGGAAGAGGAACCACAACUUUUACCCUUGUAAGAGUACUGUUACUUCAGUACAAAUAUGACUCAAGUAGGAGUGAAAGUCUGCUGCUGAAGUACUCUGAAAAGUAUAAUUUCUUUAAAAAGUGACUCAAUUAAACGUAACUGAGUAGCACCCACUUACUUUUUCCACUUACUUUGAAUCAUGGCAUUACAUUUUUCAUUCAUGGAGUCAAACAAGUGAUGCCACCAGGCAAAGUUACAGGUCAGAUCAGUGGAAAGGCAACUCGGCUUAUAAUACAGAUGCAUGCUUUUAAGCGAUAAUAAUACCUGUAAUUGAACAAAUGCAAGAUAUGCAAGUGCCGUGAAUGCAAGAAAUAUAUUUGAACAUUUUGGGCAAAGCUAGAACAUCUCCAUGGAUACAAGCAUGUGGCAGACCCUAUACUAGAAAAGUUAUGUAGUGCAUCUUUAAUGUUUUGAUAGUGACACUACUGACAUUAUCUGAAUGUGAACAAUGUCAUUUAUACAUUUAUAUUUUUAGAGAUUACUGUCCCGGUGCUAUAUCUAAAAGACCAAAACACGAGUGUUGUACCAAAUGGGAUGGGACUAAAAUGUUAU